Molecule: messenger RNA, 2508 nt
Organism: Mercurialis annua (annual mercury)
Lineage: Eukaryota; Viridiplantae; Streptophyta; Magnoliopsida; Malpighiales; Euphorbiaceae
Product: putative pentatricopeptide repeat-containing protein At1g77010, mitochondrial
Exons: 1
Coding region: 313-2358 (681 amino acids)
Biological process (GO): RNA modification
Molecular function (GO): protein binding; RNA binding
Source: RefSeq, a predicted model, not a curated record
AUAAGUAUUUUAUGUAGAGUAUCCUAAAUAUGUUCAACAACUUAUAAAUCAUUUUGUCAGUGUUGGGCCUGACUCUAGUUGAUUAAGGCGUCUCCAAAUGCAUCGUGAUUUCACAUCACCUCGAAAUUGUGGGUUCAAACCCUACCUCCGUAACUAACUUCCAUCUAUGUUAGAAAAAAAACCCUUAUAAAUCAUUUCAUCUUUUUUAAAAUGUAGUUAAUGUCCCGCCAAAUUUGUUUCUGUACCACCAAAAAACUUGCACCGAAUUAAGUGCCUGCAAUUGGCUCACAAAGCCAAAGCCAAAUUUUAGUUAUGGACGUGGAACUUCAAUCUGUAGCUCGCUCACUCCAAUCCCUUAAUGCCCAGAGUUCAAUUUACCAAGGCAAACAGAUCCACCUUCUUUUUCUCAAAAAGGGUCUCAUAAAUUCAACGCUUUCACUUGCAAAUCGCCUUCUGCAGAUGUACACUAGGUGUGGCGGGACUAUGGCCGAUGCACAUAAACUGUUCGAUGAAAUGCCCGACAGAAACUGCUUUUCUUGGAACACUGUAAUAGAGGGCUACAUGAAGUUUGGAGAUAAAGACAGAGCGUUAAAGUUGUUUGAUUUGAUGCCUUGCAAGAAUGAGUUUUCGUGGAAUGUGGUGAUUGCCGGAUUUGUGAAAGCGUGUGAGUUGGGUGUUGCUAGGAGGUUGUUUAAUGAGAUGCCUAGGAGAAAUGGCAUUGCUUGGAAUUCAAUGAUUCAUGGAUAUGCUCGAAACGGGCUUGCUAGAGAAGCUCUUAAGUUGUUUAAGGAAUUAAAUUUGAAUCCUUUAGACGAAUCAUGUGGGGAUACUUUUGUUUUGGCUAGUGUUAUUGGUGCUUGUGCUGAUUUGGGAGCUGUUGAGUGUGGUAAGCAAAUUCAUGCUCGGAUUGUAAUUAAUGAUCUGGAGUGUGACUCUGUGUUAUUUAGUUCAUUGAUUAAUUUAUAUGCAAAAUGUGCUGAUUUAGACAGUGCAAACUAUGCUUUGAAUAUGAUGGAUGAGGUUGAUGACUUUUCUCUGUCAGCACUUAUCGUGGGCUAUGCAAAUUGUGGUAGAAUGAAUGAUGCUAUAAGAAUAUUUCACAGAACAAGCAAUACAUGUUUUGUGGUAUGGAAUUCUCUAAUCUCCGGUUAUGUCAACAAUAAUGAGGAAAUGAAGGCAUUUGCACUAUUUGGUGAGAUGCAGAAAAAUGGAAUUCAGGUAGACUCUUCCACAAUAACAAUUGUUUUGAGUGCCUGUAGCAACAUUGGAAAUGCUCAGUAUGGUAAACAAAUGCAUGGCUAUGUUUGUAAAGUUGGGUUAGUUGACGACGUCAUUGUUGCUUCUGCUUUUAUUGAUGCAUAUUCCAAGUGUGGAAAUCCUGAAAGUGCAUGCAAAUUGUUCAGUGAGAUCAAGUCCUAUGACACAGUCUUGCUCAACACUAUGAUCACAGCGUAUUGUAAUUUGGGUAGAAUUGAAGAUGCAAAAAAAAUAUUUGAGACAAUGCCGAGUAAAAGCUUGAUUUCAUGGAAUUCAAUGGUAGUGGGUUUCUCUCAAAAUGGUUGUCCAGCUGAAGCAUUGAAUGUUUUUAGCAAAAUGAAUAAACUAGAUUUGAAUAUGGAUAGAUUUAGCCUUGCUAGUGUGAUCAGUGCUUGUGCUGGCAUCUCCUCUGUUGAACUUGGUGAGCAGGUUUUCGCAAGAGCAAUUAUCAUCGGGUUUGAUUCUGAUGAGGUUGUUGCUACUUCCCUAGUUGAUUUUUAUUGCAAGUGCGGUUUUGUUGAGAUUGGUAGAAGAUUAUUCCAUACAAUAACAAAAUCAGACGAAGUGUCUUGGAAUUCAUUACUGAUGGGGUAUGCCACAAAUGGCCAUGGCUUGGAAACAUUAGCACUCUUUAAUGAAAUGAAGCAAGCUGGUGUCAGGCCAAAUAAUAUUACAUUUACCGCAGUUUUAUCCGCGUGUGAUCAUUGUGGCCUGGUCGAGGAGGGAUGGAAAUUGUUUAACGUAAUGAAACACGACUAUCACAUUGAUCCAGGAAUCGAGCAUUAUUCUUGCAUGGUUGAUCUUCUGUCUCGUGCUGGUUGCUUAAAGGAAGCAAUUGAUCUUAUUGAGCAUAUGCCUUACGAAGUGGAUGCCAGCAUGUGGUCAUCCGUGUUAAGAGGUUGUGUCGCUCACGGAGAGAAGGGUCUUGGAGAAAAGGUGGCACAGAGGAUCAUUCAGCUAGAUCCUGAGAGCUCCAGUGCAUAUGUGCAACUAUCUGGCAUUUUUGCUACCACUGGAGACUGGGGGAGCUCAGAGUUGGUUAGAAAGAUAAUGAGACAGCACCAAGUGAAAAAGCAUUCUGGUGUCAGUUGGGCUAGUUAAUACAGAGUUUUUGAAAUGACAGUAAUCAGGAGAUUUUUCAUCUUCACAAGGAGAGAGAUCAUGCUAUGUUUUACAAUUUUUGCAGUCUACUUUUUGGUUCCACCACUCAAUUACUGAUUAAAUUUUAAGAAAUCAUAGCAUCUUGGCUUA